Molecule: messenger RNA, 1846 nt
Organism: Serinus canaria (Common canary)
Lineage: Eukaryota; Metazoa; Chordata; Aves; Passeriformes; Fringillidae
Gene: RRH
Product: retinal pigment epithelium-derived rhodopsin homolog
Exons: 7
Coding region: 818-1846 (342 amino acids)
Biological process (GO): G protein-coupled receptor signaling pathway; visual perception
Cellular component (GO): photoreceptor outer segment; membrane
Molecular function (GO): G protein-coupled receptor activity
Source: RefSeq, a predicted model, not a curated record
GAGUCUUUGCUUUGGUGUGCUGGUACCUCAUCGUUGAAGGGAAGAAAACACGAGCUUUUGCUGCUUAGAUCUUUGAAAAAUGUCCAGUUAGAUGCAUUGAAAAAUUUGCUCAAAGUAAGCUUACAUGUAUUGUGUUUAAGAAAGGAAGUCAUAUUCAACAACCAUUUUCUAUAGACCAGGCUAUUUUAGAGAUGUGUCAGCUGAGUUUUCUGAAGUCAUGCUUCACUUAGGAAAACACUGGUAUUUUUCCUGUGUCUUUGUCAGAGAGUUUAAAUCAAACAAAGAACCUUGAAGCAGUAAAGAUUUAAAGAUUUGAAGGGAUGGGCUUUAGAGUAAAUGUAUCCUGUUUUUAAGGAAACAGACAUUUGUCUCUUCAUGCUGUACUGCAGGUUUUUGUGCUUUGCGUGAUGAUGGGAAUUAGUUCCAAGCCAGGCUGAUGAUUGAUUGAACUGAGUCAACUUUUGUUGAGGUUUCCAAAGCAUUGCACAAGAGGUUUGAGGAGAAAAAGUUUGGGGGCAUGUGACAGUUAAUCUCAUUAGCAGUAAGAAUGAAGUUUAAGCACACUGUUCAAAAUUUACUCAGUUCUGUGCUGCUCUUUGUUUUAAUUAACAAUCUCUUGCAUAGAUUGGGAGUGUAAACUUCUUUCCACUUUAGUCCAAUUAAAUCAUGCUUGGAAGCUGUCAAUGGUGGGGGCAACUCCUCCCUACCCCCCUUCUUUUAAUUGUUCAGUGAGUCUGUUGAAUAAUGAAAGAAUUUGCCUGACAGGGUUUUGUAGUGUUUCGUCUUCUUGAUGAAUUAUUUCAGAGGAUAGACGACAAUGCAUUGGAAUGACUCAUCCAAUUCCUCAGAAAGUGACAAUGAAGCUCAUUCAGCCUUCACACAGACUGAGCACAACAUAGUUGCAGCUUACUUAAUAACAGCAGGAGUAAUAAGCAUUUGCAGUAACGUUGUUGUGUUAGGCAUCUUUGUUAAGUACAAAGAGCUUCGGACAGCAACCAAUGCAAUUAUUAUCAACUUGGCUUUUACUGAUAUUGGUGUUAGUGGCAUUGGUUACCCCAUGUCUGCAGCCUCAGACCUGCAUGGAAGCUGGAAAUUUGGAUAUACUGGAUGCCAGAUCUAUGCUGCCUUAAAUAUCUUUUUCGGGAUGGCGAGUAUUGGUUUGCUGACUGUUGUUGCUGUUGAUCGUUACCUGACCAUCUGCAGACCUGAUAUAGGAAGAAGAAUGACCACCCGAAGCUAUGCCACUCUCAUCCUUGCUGCUUGGAUAAAUGCAGUCUUCUGGUCUUCCAUGCCUACUGCAGGCUGGGCCAGCUACGCUCCGGAUCCCACCGGAGCAACCUGCACUGUAAAUUGGAGGAAAAAUGAUGCGUCCUUUAUUUCCUACACAAUGAGUGUAAUUGCUGUUAAUUUUGUUGUGCCCUUAACAGUCAUGUUUUACUGUUAUUACAAUGUUUCCCGGACAAUGAAACAAUAUGCCAGCAGUAACUGCCUGGAGAGCAUUAACAUAGAUUGGUCUGACCAAGUAGAUGUGACAAAGAUGUCUGUUGUGAUGAUUAUAAUGUUCUUGGUGGCAUGGUCUCCAUAUUCUAUUGUGUGUUUGUGGUCUUCGUUUGGAGACCCAAAGAAAAUUUCUCCUGCAAUGGCCAUCAUAGCUCCUCUCUUUGCAAAAUCUUCCACAUUCUAUAAUCCCUGCAUUUAUGUCAUUGCAAACAAAAAGUUUCGGAGGGCGAUCCUGGCAAUGGUGCGAUGUCAGACAAGGCAAGAGAUAACCAUAAACAAUGCUUUGCCCAUGAGUGUGUCUCAAAGUGCAUUGACAUCGCAGAACUCCACUCAUUUGCCUGCAUAA